Messenger RNA from Dentiscutata erythropus, 1008 nucleotides. The record is from the annotation of a GenBank genome assembly. Lineage: Eukaryota; Fungi; Glomeromycota; Glomeromycetes; Diversisporales; Gigasporaceae.
AUGGACUUAAAACAAAAUCAGAAAAUAUUUCAUGCAGAAUUUCUUGAUGGCAUUCGUGGUGUAGCAGCUUUAUGCGUCGUAUAUGAACAUUCACAAAGACUAUUCAAUCAGUCGUUACCAUUCACAACAUUUGACUACGUUGGUUAUCUUGGAGUAAGAUGUUUUUUUGUACUUUCGGCCUUUUUACUUACUUUUCGAUCGAUGUUGGAUUGGGAACGGUAUCAUGAAAAUAUUGAAGUCGAAAAACAUAUUGGUACAGAUGCAAGAAGUAGGUGUGCUUACGAAAGUAAAAUUGACCUAGAAAUGUAUUUAACGGACGUUCCACUUUUGUCAAAAACGACUGAGAACUCCUCAACAAAAACGAAAUAUAAUAUUUCCUACAAGUUUUUAUCCUACAUUCAAUCAAAAAUAUGGAUAAAACAUCAAAUCGCAAUAAAACUUUGGUUAAAGUUUUUUCUCCGUCGAUUUAUGCGAGUAUACCCACCUUACGCGAUACUUUUAUUUAUUAUUGCAUAUAAUGACUUUGUCAACAAAUCAUAUCAUGGACGCAUAGAUACUUCAAAUUUAAUCUCUCAUUUAUAUUUACAUAAAGCAAAUUUUAUUUUUUGGACCAUUCCUACUGAAAUGAAGAUUCUAGGCAUGCCUCGUAUGCCUCAUAUGAGAUAUGUGCUUGAAUUAGAAAAUAGUUUUGGAGGCUUUCUUUAUGCUAUAUUAAUUCUUAUUUCGUUUAGCAUAUAUUUAUUACAUCCAAUCGCACAGACAUUCGUGAACGAAUAUUUGACACAGAUUGGUAUAAGUGGCGCGGAAAAGGAGCUUGAUAAAGAGGAAAAAGCUAAUGAUAUAUUAGACGCAGUAAUAAUGUCAUAUGUUCUGACAAUCAUUCUUUCGUGGUUAUAUUACUUAUUCGUUGAAAAACCUUCUAUGAAUUUGGCUAACUAUAUAACGAAAAGAUGGCUAAAUGAAGUGAAACAGGCAAAAUCUGAUAAUAAAACUAUUAAUGUUGAAUAA